Molecule: messenger RNA, 2181 nt
Organism: Papaver somniferum (opium poppy)
Lineage: Eukaryota; Viridiplantae; Streptophyta; Magnoliopsida; Ranunculales; Papaveraceae
Product: CBL-interacting serine/threonine-protein kinase 12-like
Exons: 1
Coding region: 285-1892 (535 amino acids)
Biological process (GO): signal transduction; protein phosphorylation
Molecular function (GO): protein kinase activity; ATP binding
Source: RefSeq, a predicted model, not a curated record
UUAAUAUUUACCUUAUUUGUCACUUCGCUGAUCUUGUCUAACAGAACUCACCGUUACAUAUAUCCGUUAACUUUUCCAUCCACCUCAUUCACUCUGUAUAAAUCUUCCUGAACCUCCUCAAACUCAUCUCUGAUAUCUCUCUCUCUGUUUUCUCCGAAUUCCACAAACCUCAAAAUUCAGAAGAUACAAAAACCCUAGAUUUGAGCCAAAUCUCAGCUACUAGGGUUAAGGGGCUGCAGCAACAAUCAAUCAAAAUCCUAGGGUUUGAGAAGAAUCCUAGGGCCAUGGCUGCUGAGAAGAAGAAAGAAUCAACAGCACUGCUUCUCGGCCGGUAUGAGAUCGGGAAAUUAUUAGGGCAUGGUACAUUUGCAAAGGUAUAUCAUGCUAGGAAUGUGAAAACAAAUGAAUCUGUUGCGAUUAAGAUUCUUGAUAAAGAGAAAAUUGUGAAGGGCGGUUUAAUGGUGCAUAUUAAAAGAGAAAUCUCAAUUUUGAGACGUGUUCGUCAUCCUAAUAUAGUUCAAUUGUUCGAAGUAAUGGCGACUAAGAAGAAAAUAUAUUUCGUCAUGGAAUAUGUCCGCGGUGGUGAAUUGUUCAAGAAAGUAGCUAAAGGUAGAUUAAAAGAAGAAAUUGCAAGAAAAUAUUUCCAGCAAUUAAUCUCUGCCGUUUUAUUUUGUCAUCAUAGAGGUGUUUUUCAUAGAGAUUUAAAACCUGAGAAUUUAUUGUUGGAUGAAAAUGGUGAUUUGAAGGUUUCUGAUUUCGGUUUAAGUACUGUUUCUGAUCAAAUGAAAGAUGGGUUGUUUCAUACUUUUUGUGGAACACCAGCUUAUGUUGCUCCUGAAGUUCUUGCCAGGAAAGGAUAUGAUGCGGCUAAAGUUGAUAUUUGGUCAUGUGGUGUGAUUUUGUUUGUUUUGAUGGCAGGUUAUUUGCCGUUCCAUGAUCAGAAUAUAUUGUCCAUGUACAAGAAGAUUUAUAAAGGUGAAUUUCGUUGUCCCAGAUGGUUUUCUCCUGAGUUAGUUCGUUUAUUAACUCGAUUGCUUGAUACAAAUCCUGCUACUAGAUUUACAAUUCCAGAAGUAAUGGAGAAUAAAUGGUUUAAGAAAGGUUUCAAACUUGUCAAAUUUUAUAUUGAAGAUGAUAAAUUGUGUAGUGUUGAAGAAGCUGAUAUUGAGUCUAUAUCAUCUGAGAAAUCUUAUUCGGAAUCCGAAUCUGAACAACAAGAUUCAGUAGAAAAUGAAAUUCAGUCACACCCUAAGAGAGUUUUGGGGUUGCCCAGACCGGCCAGCUUGAAUGCGUUUGAUAUAAUCUCGUUUUCACCAGGGUUUGAUUUAUCCGGGUUAUUUGAGGAAACAGGAGAAGAAGCUAGAAUUGUUUCCGGUGCUCCUGUUUCAAAUAUUAUCUCGAAAUUAGAAGAAAUUGCUAAACUUGUUAGUUUUACAGUAAGGACUAAAGACUGUAGAGUAAGUAUUGAAGGGUCAAGGGAAGGUAUUAAAGGUCCAUUAACAAUUGCAGCUGAGAUUUUCGAAUUAACUCCUUCGUUAAGAGUUGUUGAGGUGAAGAAAAAAGGCGGCGAUCGUGCUGAAUAUGAAGAUUUUUGUAACAAUGAGUUGAAACCUGGGUUGCAAAGACUUGCUUUUGAUUUAUCUGUUGCAGCAGAUAGAGCAGCAGAAUGUGAAGAAAUUCGCAAACCUGGUGGGUUGCAUAAAGUUGCUUCUGAUAUAUCAUUUGGUGGAGAUAGAAGGGACUAUGAAGAUUUUCAUCAUUUCAGAGGCCAUAUGCAGCCUGCAUUAACAAAAGUUGCUUCUGACAUUUCUCCAAUUGCUGUUGCUUCUGCUGUUUCAGAGUCUAUGGCGACACCCUCUCCGGUUAUAUUUACUCUUUCAGAUUCAGAAUGAGGAGUUAGAGAGAUAUUUGAAGAACACAAGUAUGUCCUUGUUACUUAUGAAUUUACCUUUUGUGGGUUCUUUGUAUAAUAUAAUCUGUAUUCUCUUCUUUGUUUGUUGUUCGUAGUUUAUUUUUUUGUUGUAAUGGGGUUGGUUUCUUAAUUCGACGACAUACAUGAAUUAGGGAUUAGAUUAGGAUCAUCAACAGUGGGUCUCUCAAGUUCUUAACUGUCACAAUGUUCAUAUGAAAUUUCAUAAAUGAGACUGACAUGAAUGAAAACCUAUAUUGUUUGGCAUCCAA